This is a messenger RNA of Mesorhabditis spiculigera, 3891 nucleotides long. NCBI's taxonomy places the organism in Eukaryota, Metazoa, Nematoda, Chromadorea, Rhabditida, Rhabditidae. The record is from the annotation of a GenBank genome assembly.
AUGUCAGACCCGAAUCAAUGGGCUACAGUUUCAAACGUCUGCUAUUUCAUCCGAGGCGGUUACUACGGGACGGCCCUGUGGUAUUGUGAGGAUUCCUUGAGAAAUGGAAGAGAUGAGGAAAUCAAUCUCCUGCGUGGCUGUAUCUUUGUGUUAUUGGACAAAACAGCAGAAGGGAUGCGGCAAUUGGAAAAUUUAUGCAUCGGCAGCUAUUCGCUAGGCGCGCUGCUUGCAUUGAAAUUUGCACAUCAAAAGGCGAAGAACCCGGAUAAGGAAUCGCUAAAGGAAAUUGACGAAAAGAUUGCGAAGGAGAAAAAGAAGGCUAGCUCGGAAAAUAAUUAUGGGGCUGGAAUGGUUCUAUAUUUUCUUGGGAUUCCGGCGAAGGCAAAACCAUAUGCCGACAAGGCAAUUGAGAGUUCUUCUAAUAUGCCGAAGUACAUUUGCUUGCUUGGCUGGAUCGAACGAUCGCUAGGACGUGAACUAAAAGAAUCGGAGCAAUAUUUCGAACAAGCUAAAAAAGGCGGAUAUCUGGACGCCUAUAUUGGUGUGGCCAUGAUUUAUUCAGAUCGUCAUUUGCCUCAAGAAAUGGCGAUUACCGCUCAAGAAGCUUUUCGAGAAAAUGGAACCUUCAUCCCAGCAGUUCUGGAAUUAGCUCGGGCACUUACAAUUUCUGGACAAUGGGAUCAAAUCUCUUCUCAAUUGAAUAAUGCACUAAUUAUUCAGCCCGAAUGCGUGCCUGCUCAUCUUUACUUGGCGAUAUGGGCAGUUUGCAUCAAGGGGAAUCAGAGUGAUAUAGAAGCUUGUCUCGGCGAUCUAGCGCAAGCUGUUGAUGCUAUUGAACCCGGGAACCAUCACCUAGCCUACACAUUGGCCGAUAUUUUUAUCAGAUGCGCUGUCAAAAUCCCAUCCAUUGCGAAAUUUUGCAAAGUUUUGCUCGAAAAAGCCCUAUCGUUAAAGAGGAGCCCUGAAUAUUUAGCUCUUGCAAUCCGAGUUUUGAUUCAAAGUGAGGACAUAAAAGGCGCUAUGGCCAUCGCGAAGGAAUUGGUGAUGUUGGAGAGUGAUGAUCCGAGAGCUGUUAUGGGCAUCGGUCUCUGCUAUCUAGCCAGCGGGAAGGCUGAUGAUGCCGCUAAUCAGUAUGCUUUUAUCAAAGAAGCGCAUCACAAUAUGAGGGAAAAUCCACUUUUUAUGUUCCUUGGAGCCUUGGUGGCAAAAUACAAAGACAAUUCCUUCGAUCACUUCUUUGCAAAUAUCAAAAAUGUGGUUGAUACACAUAUUGCCAGCGUUCCGAGCAACGCUUCUGGGGAAAAGCUUAUAAAGGCCCUAGAUCCAGCAUUUAUGGUAGAUAUUGUUGUCCAGCUCCUUGAUUAUGCUCCCCCAGUGCCCAGCAAGUCUCCAGACAAUAUCCUACGUGAAGCUGAGCGUAUUCUAAGUGCUGUUCAUGCUCAUUGCCCAGGAAUCACUGAAGUCACCUUCCUACUCGCGAGGGUAAAAUGGCUUGGGGGUGACAGUGAUGCGGCUGAAAAACUGGUCGAAAACUGUUUGGACCGUAAUGAAACCCUGGCUGACGCAUAUUUGCUCAAGGCCCAGAUAAAAGUAGAGAAAGGGAGGGUUGAGGAAGCUGAAUUGUGCUUGGAUACUGGUUUGAGCUUUAAUUUUGCGGUUCGGGACAGUUCACUUUAUCACUUGAUCAAAGCGAAAGUGAUGAAGAAAAAGCAUGAAGAAGAAAAAGCGGUUGACAUGCUAAAAGCUGCACUUCGUCUGCCAAAUACGGCGUCAAAAACUGGCAACAAUUUCCUAGCACGAGAGAAGAGCGAGGAUAUGAACAAGAUCUCGAUUCAUUUGGAGCUUGUCGACUCGCUACAAACUUUGAAGAAGACAGAUGAAGCCGAACAAAUGAUGAAAGAGGCGCAAAAGCAGUGGGAAGGGCAGCCGGAAGCAGAACAGUUGCUGUUAAUUCAUGCCCAGAUUUUGGUGGCCAAGAAUGACCCAGAUGGAGCCAUUCAUAUUUUAUCAAAAGUUCAACCGCAUCAAUCAAACUAUCAAGCCGUACGUUCAAAAAUGGCGCAAAUAUACCUAGAAGAAAAGAAAGAUCGACGAAUGUUUACGAUAUGCUUCAAAGAACUAUUGGAAAGUGAUCCGAGCCCAGCAACUUAUGCAUUACUUGGUGAUGCAUAUAUGAAAGUACAAGAUCCAAACAAAGCGAUUGAUGUCUAUGAAAAGGCCUUGAAAGCCAAUCCAAAGGAUCAUGCCCUUGCUCAAAAGAUUGGUGAAGCAUAUGUCCAAUGCCACUUGUAUUCCAAGGCCGUAAAUUACUACGAAGCCGCUGUAAAAUCCGGGAAGGACAGUCAAAUGAGGCUGAAGCUGGCAAAUUUGCUUUUUGAGCUGGGGAAUACAGAAAAAUGUGAAAGAGUUCUGAAGGAACCGAUUGAAAGAGAUCCGAAUCCUACAGAUUCUGCCACAAUGACAGCCCAUGUGUCGUAUUGGAAUUUGCUAUCAAAGCUGCAUUUUGAAAAAGGAAAUUGGCAUGAGGCAACGGAAGAUCUAGGAAGGGCCAGAUCGAUUCAACUUCGAAUCCUAAGCAAAGGAGAUGGAAAUACGCUACAGAUGAGGAGAGAGGCUGCUAGAAUUUGCUGCAAGCUGGCUGAACUCUAUACAAACCGGCGUGAUCUCCCCAAAGCUGUGGAAUUGUAUAAAGAAGCCGUCCAGUUGAAUGAGACCGAUGUGAAGACAAUCCUCGCCCUAGCCCAGCUGUAUCUUAUGAUGGGGAAGCUUCAUCUAUGCAACCAGCAAUGCCAAAUAGCUUUAAAUAUCGAUAAGAAUAAUGAUGAAGCCACUCUGAUGAUGGCCGAUUUGCUCUACAUGAAAAAUGAGGGAGAGCAGGCGGUUGUUCAUUUCUCACAACUUCUUGAUAGAUAUCCUACUCAUUAUCAUGCGCUUGCUAGGACCAUCGAGUUAUCAUGGAGAUCAGGGGAUGUUGAUAUGGCUGAGAAACAACUUGAUGCGGCUCUUGAAUUCAACCCCCGCUGUACGAUUGAUGCAGGCUAUAAUUAUUGUAAAGGGCUGCAUGAAUGGUAUUGCGGAGAGCCUAAUAAUGCCUUGCAAGCCUUUAACAGAGCUAGACGAGACUUGGAAUGGGGAGAACGCGCUAUCUACAACAUGAUAGAAAUUUGUCUGAACCCAGAAAACGAAGUGAUAGGUGGUGAAGUGCUAGAGCAAUCGGAAGAAAAUCGUGAAAUCGGGUGCCAGACCGCUGAAAAAUUUUUGAAGGAGCUACGGUAUAAACCGGGGCUCGAUCAGCGCUAUAAUCUGAUGGAGAAUUAUAUUCUCAUGGCCAGCCGGAAUAAGGCUUCAAUGCAACAGGCUGUCAAUAAUUUGUUGGAAAUUGUUGGGCCGGAAGGGGAAACCGUUCGAUCAGUGGGAGCUGUACUUGGCGUAGCUCGAGGGUACAUGCUAAUGAAGCAGACGCCAAAGGCGAAGCAGGUUUUGAAAAGGGUACUUGGCCAUCCUUGGACGUUGGAUGAUGCCGAUUUUUUGGAGAAAUGUUGGCUUCUCCUCGCCGAUCUUUACAUCAGCCAAAAUAAAUCUGAUCAAGCCACCGCUGUCCUCAGAACCGUUCUGCAAAGAAAUGCUAGUUCUAUCCGAGCUUUUGAAUUUAUGGGCUAUUUAAAAGAGAAAGAACAAAAAUGGUUAGACGCCGCAUCAAAUUAUGAAGACGCUUGGAGAUUGUGUCGACACCGUAACCCGAUCAUUGGCUACAAAUUAGCAUAUAACUUGAUGAAAUGCAAGAAGCUGUUUGAUUGUAUCGAGAUCUGCCAUCAAGUCCUCGAGCACUUCCCGACAUAUCCGAAAAUCAAGCGUGAAAUUAUGGACAAAGCCAGGAUGAUGAUUCGGACC